Messenger RNA from Mastomys coucha (southern multimammate mouse), 1226 nucleotides. RefSeq names its product E2F associated phosphoprotein (gene Eapp). The record is from RefSeq and is a predicted model, not a curated record. Gene Ontology annotation, biological process: positive regulation of cell population proliferation. Gene Ontology annotation, cellular component: nucleus. Bases 114 to 959 code for a protein of 281 amino acids. NCBI's taxonomy places the organism in Eukaryota, Metazoa, Chordata, Mammalia, Rodentia, Muridae. The transcript is spliced from 6 exons.
CAGGCGCACAGGAAGGACUCGCAAUCUCCGGAAGUCGCGUCUCUGGGAGGCUGUAGGGAAGGUACUGGCGGGGGACACAGGCACCCGGAGCCUGUAGGCGUCCUUAGGUCGCCAUGAACCGACUCCAGGAUGACUAUGACCCCUACGCGGUGGAAGAGCCGAGCGACGAGGAGCCGGCUCUGAGCAGUUCUGAAGAUGAAGUGGAUGUGCUUUUACAUGGAACCCCAGACCAAAAACGAAAACUCAUCCGGGAAUGUCUUACUGGAGAAAGUGAAUCAUCAAGUGAAGAUGAAUUUGAAAAAGAAAUGGAAGCUGAACUAAACUCCACCAUGAAGACAAUGGAGGACAAGUUAUCCUCGCUGGGAACAGGGUCUUCCUCAGGAGUUGCCAAAGUGGGAGGAGUUACAACAAAGUACUAUGAUGAGAUAUAUUUUGAUUCUGAUUCUGAGGAUGAAGACAAAGCAGUAACCAAGAAAAAGAAGAAGAAACAACACAGGAUUCCAACAAACGAUGAGUUGCUGUAUGAUCCUGAGAAAGAUAACAGAGACCAGGCCUGGGUUGACGCAAAGAGGAGGGGUUAUCAUGCUUUUGGAUUGCAGAGACCACGUCAGAAACAACAGCCUGUUCCAAACAGCGAUGCUGUUUUGAAUUGCCCAGCCUGUAUGACUACAUUGUGCCUUGAUUGCCAGAGGCAUGAAUCCUACAAGACUCAGUACAGGGCAAUGUUUGUGAUGAAUUGUUCUAUCAACAGAGAAGAGGUUCUAAGAUACAAGAAUCCAGAAAAUAGGAAGAAAAGGCGGGGUGCUAAGAAGAUGAGGUCUAAUCCUGAAGAUCCUGCAGAGAGAGAAGUGGAAGAAAUCUAUCACCCUGUCAUGUGCACAGAGUGUUCAACUGAAGUGGCAGUCUACGACAAGGAUGAAGUCUUUCAUUUUUUCAAUGUUUUGGCAAGCCAUUCUUGAACAAUGUGACAGGUAACUGCCCAGCUCUGUGUAUAAGGCAAACAUAGACUCUUAUUUUCCUCUUUCCUAUUCUUAUCAUUCAGUGAUGUUGUUAUUAAAACAGUAUUUCAUCUUUAUGAAAAGGAGUGGUUAUCAACCUCUAUCUCUUCUCCCUUUUUUUUUAGUUUUCCUAUGAGUAAUGAUAAAGGUGAUUAUUCAUUCCGUUUCUGGUACAUAUUUGGAGACUUUGGAGCUUCUUAUUUAUUAAAUUAGCUUCCUAGAAUCAAA